This is a messenger RNA of Ceratosolen solmsi marchali, 1469 nucleotides long. It is a transcript of the gene Eaat1, whose product is annotated as Excitatory amino acid transporter 1. The transcript is spliced from 8 exons. Bases 26 to 1462 code for a protein of 478 amino acids. Gene Ontology annotation, molecular function: neutral L-amino acid transmembrane transporter activity; L-glutamate transmembrane transporter activity; glutamate:sodium symporter activity. The record is from RefSeq and is a predicted model, not a curated record. Gene Ontology annotation, biological process: L-glutamate transmembrane transport. Gene Ontology annotation, cellular component: plasma membrane. Lineage: Eukaryota; Metazoa; Arthropoda; Insecta; Hymenoptera; Agaonidae.
CAAUCGAGUACUUACGCAAAUACUGAUGUCAAGAAUAAAAAGAUGGAAGAAUUGCUUUUCAGAGAAUCUGCUGAUGAUGUUGACAGUGGCUGGAAUAAUAAUGGGUGUAAUCCUUGGUUUUAUCCUAAAAUUUAGCAAAUCUGAAGAUUCAAGCCGCGCGUGGACGAAGCGUGAAAUUAUGUAUCUACAAUUUCCUGGAGAUCUUUUUUUGAGAAUGCUUAAAUCGCUUAUCUUGCCACUCAUCAUAUCGAGUAUUGUUAGUGCUAUUGGUAGUCUAGAUCUUAAUCUUUCUGGUAAAAUUGGCAUACGUUCGAUAUAUUAUUAUGCAACAACGACAAUUUGCGCUGUUAUUCUUGGCGUUAUUCUUGUAACAACUAUACAACCUGGCACUUACGGUAAUGAAGAGGACUACAGUAUUGACAUAAACAAAGCUCCAAAACGUAACAUCACUACUACUGAUACACUUUUAGAUUUAGUCAGGAAUGUUUUUCCACCAAAUCUUGUACAAGCAUGUUUAUUUCAAUACCGAACUGAAUUAAAGCUUCCAUCAAAUACUACAAAUGAAACGUCAAAGUAUAAUUGGGAUAUAUCAUCUUCAUACGAUGAUGGAACAAACACUUUGGGUCUUGUUACAUUUGGUGUUAUUUUGGGAAUCACUAUUAGUAAAAUGGGAGAUCAAGGGAAGCCAUUACUCGAGUUCUUUAAUUGCCUCUCUGAAGCUAUGAUGAUUAUUACAAACUGGGUAAUUUGGUUAUCGCCCAUGGGUGUAACUUUCCUUGUGGCCUCACAGAUUUUGAUCGUGAAGAAUUUUAGAAGCAUUAUUGAGUCCCUAAGUAUGUACUUCCUUACCGUUUUACUGGGUCUUUUGAUACAUGGUUUUGGUACAUUGUCCAUCAUAUUUUUUGUAUGCACACGAGAGUUGCCAUUUCGAGCCAUUGGAAGAAUGAGUCAAGUGAUGAUCACAGCUUUUGGAACUGCAUCCAGUUCUGCUACGCUGCCAAUAACCUUGCAGUGUAUGGAUAAUAUGGGAGUGGAUUCAAGGAUAUCACGUUUCGUUGUGCCGAUAGGUGCAACCAUUAAUAUGGAUGGUACAGCAUUGUACGAGGCUGUAGCUGCCAUAUUCAUUGCUCAAGUUCGACACGUGCCUAUGAAUAUUAGCAAAAUUAUUGGUGUUAGUAUAACUGCUACAGCAGCCAGCAUAGGAGCUGCUGGCAUACCUCAAGCGGGAUUGGUCACAAUGGUUAUGGUGCUUAAUAGCGUUGGAUUGCCAGAUAAAGAUGUCACUCUGAUUCUUGCUGUUGAUUGGCUUUUAGAUCGAUUUCGAACUACAGUAAAUGUGAUGUGUGAUGCUUUAGCAGCUAUAAUUAUUGACAAAAUGAGCAAAGUUGAACUUGAUUCAGCUGAUAAUGAAGGAUUACACAAUGCAACCGAGCUUGCACAUUUAAGGAAGAUAGAAAAUUAAAAAUGUA